AUGUCUCGAGGCGAGCCUAUAGAUUCCACCGCCCACCCUUCUCAUAGCCGCAAAAAUAUGGGUGAGCCGUCAAAAGGUAAAAAGCGAUCUGCCACUGAAGCUUUUCGCUCAAACCAAGGCACAUUUAAACAGUCUCUUGAGGCCCACAGGUCUGGCAUAUCUCGACGGAACCAGCCUCAAGCUAAAACCGUAAACUUCCCCGAAAAGCGAAUCCAGGAUGAUGGAGAAGAGGAGCCAGCCGGCACCUUCCCCAGCACCAACUCCCAUCGUAGAACCCCACCAGGGAGGAACGCAAACCUCAAACAGCGAGCUCAGGAUUUGCUGCUUACACGACAGAAACUUCCGAUUUACGCACACGCAGACCAAAUAAGACAGAGCCUUCGACAGCACGGUGUUCUUUUACUCGUGGGAGAGACUGGCUCGGGGAAAUCCACACAAAUCCCUCAAUUUCUUAUCAAUGAGUCCUGGUGUCAGAGGACGAAGCUGAAAUCCGGUGGCAGCGUCGGAGGAUGUAUCGCCAUCACACAACCGCGAAGGGUCGCUGCAAUUUCACUCGCGAGACGAGUGGCAGAGGAGAUGGGUACGCCGUUGGGGAACUCCAGCCCGGCAUCGCUUGUGGGUUACUCGGUGCGCUUUGAGAAUAGCACAGGCCCUUCGACGAGGAUCAAAUUCAUGACAGAAGGAAUGUUACUACAGGAGAUGCUGCGAGAUCCUUGGUUGAAGGAGUAUUCGGUGGUAGUCGUUGAUGAAGUCCAUGAGCGAGGUGUGAAUGUCGAUCUGGUGCUUGGAUUUCUACGACGAUUACAGGAUCGACGGAGUGGUGACGACGGCAGGGGUGGUAUUGGAGUGAAGGUCGUCGUGAUGAGUGCCACAGCCGACAUGGAGAAGAUCAAAGACUUUUUCAACAGCCCGAAACAAAAUUCCAACGACAAUAGUAAUAUCACGGACGGCGCUAGGCCAGGAAAAAAUGAGGAAGAAUGGUCCGGCUUCGAAGACGAUGAUGAUCUCCUCGGCGUGCAGAAUGUCACCCCUCAGUCCCCCAAUGAUUCGACCUCAAGCACGAAUGGCACAGAUGAUGCUGAAGCGACAGCGCUCUUCAUCAAAGGCCGUCAGUUCCCCGUCACCAUAAAUUAUACACCAAGUCCCGUCUCAGAUCUUUUGGAUGCAGCGUACCAAAAAAUAAUGCACAUCCAUUCGCACUCGCCUCUUCCUGGUGACAUUCUGGUCUUCCUUACCGGACAGGAAACGGUCGAGUCACUGCUUCAUCUCGUUCAAUCCUGGUCAGCCACCAUCGCAAAGGACAUGCAACUAUCAAAAACACUGCCCAAACUGCUUAUCCUACCGCUCUAUGCAGCACUCCCAUCAGAUCUGCAACAACGCGUUUUCCAACCGACCCCUAAAUUCACACGGAAAAUUAUCCUCGCGACUAACAUCGCCGAGACCUCCAUUACCGUGCCAGGGAUCCGGCAUGUUAUCGACACGGGGAAGGCGAAACAACGCCUGUUCCGACCAGCUCUCAACCUGGACUCACUACUCACCGUGGCUAUCAGCCGCAGCUCCGCCAACCAGCGAUCUGGCCGCGCGGGACGUGAUGCCCCCGGUACAGCCCACAGACUAUACCCGGAGAAGGAGUUCUACAAGCUGGCGCAGGACACUGAGCCUGAGAUCCUGCGGUGCGAUCUGAGCCAAUUAGUACUGACGCUGAAAGCACACGGGAUCUCCGAGCUGCACACCUUCCCGCUGUUGACCGCACCGCCUCGUCGUGCUUUGGAGAGAGCACUAGUCCAUCUUCUUCAACUCUCGGCUUUGGACCGUACAAAUGGCCAGAUCACACCGCUAGGGCGGGAAAUGAGCAUUCUUCCACUCCCUGCGAGCCUGGCCCGCGUGCUCCUUGCCAGCGUUGAACCAGAACACAACUGCAUCGAGGAAAUCAUCGACAUUGUCUCGGCGCUCAGCGUGGAGAACGUCUUCCUGAACAUCCAGCACAGCUUUUCCUCCUCUCACAACGCCUCAACCACGUCAUCAGAUCCUCUAAGCAUUACCACAAGAUUACCCCAGCGAGGAAACCAAGCAGACAGGAACGAGGAAGUUGGCACCAACAACAAUAACACCCGGGAAUCCCUCGCGCAGGCUCUGCGCCGGGACUUGUUCCGGCGCGAAGGCGACCACCUGACCCUGCUCGCGGCCAUGCAGGCGUAUGCGUCGGAGACGACAGACCGCAAGCGGUGGUGCGAGGCACGCUUCAUCAGCCACCGGGCGAUGCGUGGCGCGAUGGAUGUCCGCAAGCAAUUGACGGCGCUGAUGGCACGAUACGCCAGCGGGCAGAAAGCGAUCCAGAAGAAAGACCAGCGGCAGCAGCGGCAGCAGAAAAAGAAAACCCUCCCCACCCCAGAGGAGAACGAGAACGAGACAGACACUGAUCCGCCAGCGCUACCAUCACAACCACCGACAUCCGACCCAACAACCCUUCCCACGCGCAUACUGCACUGCCUGCUAACAGGCUUCCACCCAAACGUGGCCCGGCUGUCUAGCGACGGGAGCUACCGCACACUGCUCACGAAUCAGCCCGUGGCGAUCCACCCGAGCAGCGUAUUGUUUUCCGUGCCUGAUGGUGGCCGCGGCGGAGGAUCCAAGAAAUUCGAAGCCGUCGUCUACAACGAGUUCGUGUACACGGGCACCAAAGCGUACGCGCGCGGCGUCAGUGCGGUCGAGAUGCGGUGGGUAGCGGACGUGGUGAAGAAGGCCGGAAUGGUGUAG
Molecule: messenger RNA, 2757 nt
Organism: Exophiala aquamarina CBS 119918
Lineage: Eukaryota; Fungi; Ascomycota; Eurotiomycetes; Chaetothyriales; Herpotrichiellaceae
Exons: 1
Coding region: 1-2757 (918 amino acids)
Cellular component (GO): intracellular anatomical structure; catalytic step 2 spliceosome
Molecular function (GO): ATP hydrolysis activity; ATP binding; RNA binding
Source: RefSeq, a predicted model, not a curated record